This is a messenger RNA of Micropterus salmoides (largemouth bass), 1521 nucleotides long. Its product is annotated as protein naked cuticle homolog 2. Bases 120 to 1208 code for a protein of 362 amino acids. The record is from RefSeq and is a predicted model, not a curated record. The transcript is spliced from 10 exons. Gene Ontology annotation, cellular component: cytoplasm. Gene Ontology annotation, biological process: negative regulation of Wnt signaling pathway. Lineage: Eukaryota; Metazoa; Chordata; Actinopteri; Centrarchiformes; Centrarchidae.
GUGUGGGAUAGUCUCCCUGCGAGCUUGUUGGGGGAUGAUUGUUUCCUCAAAUGUAUUUUUUCCCCCCCUAAUGGAUUGGACAUCAUGAAUACUUCUUGAUCACAUGACCAGCCAGGAGUAUGGGAAAAUUCCAGUCCAAACUUGCUUCGAAACGCAGACAGAGUCCGGAGGGUGGUAGUUUGGCUUCCAAUGUGCAGACCUGUCAAACGGAGCUGGAGCGAUUCCAUAUCCACAAAACCAAACUGACAGAGAACUUGUAUGUAGAAGUGAGGAAAAACCAGUCUGACCUAAACGGCAACCUUAAAGUGGUUCUGCCACCAAAGAAGACACCUGACAGAGGUAAAAGCAACCACUUCCAGGUCAAUAAACAGACAAAGAAGAGGAACAGCCAUGCUGGUGUCAACGACUGUACCAUGGGGCUUGAUGAGGACACUCAGCAGGAGUGGGUGUUCACACUGUACAACUUCAACAGCAGUGGCAAUGUCAUCAAAGAGGACAUUUCCAGUCUGAUGCACUCCAUGUAUGAGGUUCUAGAGGCAUCAUUGGAGCAGCCGUGUGGUGGCACCGCACCCUUGAAGAUAAAGCUAGUUGUUACUGCGUCUGCUGACCCAGUAAAGACCUCACAAAUAGUUGAAAAGGAGCAGAGUGCGUCUCAGGAGCCAGGAACCCCUGUAAGAAGACUUUAUUGCAUGGAUGAAAACAUGGAGCGCAGGAACCACUACCUGGAUCUAGCUGGCAUUGAAAACUAUACCUCAAAGUUUGACAAUACAGAAUCUCCCUCUCAGGAGCCCAGAGAGGAUACUCCUCAGCAUCAUCCUGUGGUGAACAUAGAGAACUGCAUCUCCCCUGAGCCUCCUAGAGGCCUCUCUAACCCUCAUUUCCUGAAGCGUAAGGCCAUGUCGGUGGGGAAAGAUAGGAAUGCAGGACAGAGAAGGUCCUGCAGGCUACACGGCCAGCACCCGGCUUCAUGGUGCCAUCCUUCUUCGCCUCAACCUCAGGCACAGCGUACUCACAGCAGAAGGCUUCGCUCCAGGGCACUAGAGGCUUCCUCACACAUAAGACCCACACAAGGGGGAGACAGGGAACUUCCAACUUCCAACCUUCAGCCCUCCUGUGGGGCUCAGGCAUCUCCAGCCCAGAGACACCAACUCUUUUGGAGGUUUGGAGGUGAAAUGCCACUCAGUAGGUCCUUGAAUCACCUCAUUUAAAUUAUAUUCAGUGUGUGUUGGAAUCAGGUUAUGGCACUGUUAUCUAAUGCAAACAAACCCUAAACGAUUACCUACUGUAGAUCCAGAAAGGCCAGUUCAUUGUUAACUGAAUGCUACUUUUAUAGCCAUUUAGAUUGACAGGUUAAUCUCAGGUAGAUUUCCACUUAAGCUUCAAAUGUAUUUAAAUGCGCUCUUUGUAGAGCUACAUGUCUGCAUUUUAACCUAAAGCAUGACUUUUGUAUAUUAACAAUGUGUUUUUUUCUGUUUGGAUAAAAUAAUGUAGAAAUGGAAAUACAGAAUGUCUUUAAUGAAA